AUGACGGUGGGGUUCCUUAGCGUGACCGGAGAGCUGGCGGCUCGAUGGGCACAGCCCGUUGUUUUCCUCGCAGCCAUCCCGCUGGACUUCGACAUCAGCUCCCCGCUGACGUACGGGACGCCCAGCUCGCGCGUGGAGGGCACCCCGCGCAGCGGCGCGCGCGGGACGCCCGUGCGGCAGCGCCCCGACCUGGGCUCUGCGCGCAAGGCCCGCCAAGUCGACCUGCACUCCGAGGGGCCCGCUGAGGACGUAGCGGCAAGCGAGCAAUCUCUUGGGCAAAAGCUUGUCAUUUGGGGAACAGAUGUUAAUGUAACGUCAUGUAAAGAAAAGUUCCAGAGAUUUCUUCAACGCUUCAUUGACCCCGUCGCUAAAGAGGAUGAAGAUGUUGGCUUGGAUCUGAACGAGCCUCGCUACAUGCAGCGACUCGAAGAGAUAAAUAUGGUUGGGGAACCAUUUCUGAAUGUAAAUUGCGACCAUCUAAGGUCAUUUGAUGAAAAUCUUUAUCGGCAGCUGAUCUGCUAUCCUCAGGAAGUGAUCCCUACAUUUGACAUGGCUGCCAAUGAGAUCUUUUUUGAUCGUUACCCGGAUUCAAUAUUAGAACAUCAAAUUCAAGUAAGGCCAUAUAAUGCAUUGAAGACUAGGAAUAUGAGGAGUCUAAACCCUGAAGAUAUUGACCAGCUCAUCACCAUCAGCGGGAUGGUAAUCAGAAGCUCCCAGUUAAUUCCCGAGAUGCAGGAAGCCUUCUUCAAGUGCCAGGUCUGCGCCUUCACCAGCAGGGUGGAAAUCGACCGUGGCAGGAUUGCGGAGCCGGCCGUGUGCAAGAACUGCAACAGCAAGCACAGCAUGGCACUGAUCCACAACCGGUCCAUGUUUUCUGAUAAACAGAUGAUCAAACUACAGGAGUCUCCUGAAGAUAUGCCAGCUGGACAGACCCCUCAUACUGUUGCCCUGUUUGCUCAUAAUGACCUUGUUGAUAAAGUUCAACCAGGUGACAGAGUAAAUGUUACAGGUAUCUACAGGGCAGUCCCAAUUCGAGUUAACUCAAGGGUCAGCAAUGUAAAAUCUGUCUACAAGACCCACAUUGAUGUCAUUCACUAUCGCAAAACUGAUGCAAAACGCCUGCAUGGUGUUGAUGAGGAAACGGAGCAAAAAAUGUUUGCAGAGGAACGUGUGGAAAUACUAAAAGAGCUUUCUAGAAAACCAGAUAUAUAUGAAAGACUCUCUGCAGCAUUGGCACCAAGUAUCUAUGAGCAUGAAGAUAUCAAAAAGGGAAUUCUGCUCCAGCUUUUCGGGGGAUCGCGAAAGGAUUUCAGUCGGACCGGAAGAGGGAACUUCCGAGCGGAGAUCAACAUUCUCCUGUGCGGCGACCCGGGUACUAGUAAAUCCCAGCUGCUCCAGUACGUGUAUAACCUCGUUCCUAGAGGCCAGUACACGUCUGGAAGAGGCUCGAGCGCGGUUGGUCUCACUGCGUAUGUGAUGAAGGAUCCUGAGACACGGCAGCUGGUUCUCCAGACGGGUGCUUUGGUACUCAGCGACAACGGCAUUUGCUGCAUUGAUGAAUUUGAUAAAAUGAACGAAAGUACAAGAUCAGUUCUGCACGAAGUCAUGGAACAGCAGACCCUCUCCAUUGCCAAGGCUGGAAUUAUCUGCCAGCUGAAUGCUCGCACAUCUAUCCUGGCAGCCGCUAACCCUAUAGAAUCGCAAUGGAAUCCCAAGAAAACAACAAUUGAAAACAUCCAGCUUCCCCAUACAUUGUUAUCAAGGUUUGAUUUGAUCUUCUUAAUGUUGGAUCCACGCGAUGAAGCCUACGAUAGACGUCUUGCUCGCCAUCUGGUUUCUUUGUACUACCAAACUGAGGAAAAGAUGGAAGAGGAGUACAUGGAUAUGGCAGUACUGCGGGAUUAUAUUGCAUAUGCUCGUACUUUUGUAAAUCCCAGGUUAAGUGAAGAAGCAAGCCAAGCCCUUAUUGAGGCAUAUGUGGAUAUGAGGAAAAUUGGCAGUGGGAGAGGAAUGGUUUCUGCGUAUCCUCGCCAACUGGAGUCUCUGAUCCGGCUGGCAGAAGCACAUGCUAAGAUACGAUUUUCGGGUAAAGUUGAAACAAUUGAUGUGGAAGAAGCAAAACGCCUCCAUCGGGAAGCUCUGAAACAAUCUGCUACUGAUCCAAGGACAGGGAUUGUGGAUGUAUCGAUUCUUACUACAGGAAUGAGUGUAACGGCUCGCAAGCGGAAGGAAGAGCUGGCUCAAGCCUUGAGGAAACUUAUCCAGUCGAAGGGCAAAACCCCAGCUUUAAAAUACCAACAGCUCUUCGACGAUCUCCGAGCACAGUCUGAAACAGCUAUCACUAAAGAAAUGUUUGAAGAAGCACUUCGGGCCUUGGCUGAUGAUGACUUCUUGACUGUGACUGGAAAGACUGUUAGAUUGCUGUAGGGCAGCUCUCCUUGCAAGGCAGCUGGCAUGGUUUUA
Messenger RNA from Tinamus guttatus (white-throated tinamou), 2463 nucleotides. NCBI's taxonomy places the organism in Eukaryota, Metazoa, Chordata, Aves, Tinamiformes, Tinamidae. The record is from RefSeq and is a predicted model, not a curated record.